This is a messenger RNA of Engraulis encrasicolus (European anchovy), 1441 nucleotides long. RefSeq names its product tetraspanin-8-like. The transcript has 9 exons. The record is from RefSeq and is a predicted model, not a curated record. NCBI's taxonomy places the organism in Eukaryota, Metazoa, Chordata, Actinopteri, Clupeiformes, Engraulidae. Gene Ontology annotation, cellular component: plasma membrane. The coding region runs from base 8 to 913 and encodes 301 amino acids.
UUUUUGGAUGUCAUGUUUAUAUAUCCGUGAGUCUCUGAACUGCAACCAUUGCACAAGCACUCUACACUGUUGCAAAAUGGCGAAAGGAAGUUCUGUACUCAGAAAUAUCUUCGCCUUCUUUAACUUGCUUUUUGCGCUUGCAGGUGUUGCUGUUAUCAUCUUGGCGAUUGUUCUCCAUGUCCAGAUUUCUAACGUGCAGGAGUUUGAAAAUCUCAGUGGAGUCGUCGUCUUGUACGUGAUUGGCUUCAUCACUUUGGCCAUCUCGUUCUUGGGAGCUUACGGGGGAUUCAGACAAGUCAAAUGGAUGCUGGUUACGUUCCUGGUGCUGAUGUGCAUUGGCUUCCUGAUCAUGCUUCGCCUGUCUGUUGUCCUUGCCAUCGGCCAAAAUAAGGUUGGCGACUAUAUGCAGGAAGGACUAAGCCGACCCGGGUUGCUACCAUUGGAUAAAACCUCAGAUGACCUACAGGAAUUCAUGAAUACAAUUCAGCAAAAUUACCACUGCUGCGGUCUCUUCAAAGGAUAUGAGGACUGGGGUGAGCAUGUGCCUUCAUCCUGUGACUGCACCUCAGAGGAGGACCCUACACCCAACGAUGUCUGCGUAGCCAUGCCAAAGAAUAUCUAUGAGACUCUGCUUCUCCAGCGUGAGAGAUCCAAUCGCAUGGUGUAUAGCCAGGCAUGCGGUCCCCUUGGCGUGGCUCUGAUCAUGAAAGUCUACGUUGUUGUGAUGGGAAUCUUCUUUGGGCUGACUGCUCUGACUGGUUUGGCCGUGGUGUUAUCUAGCAUUCUGAUUGCCCAGAUCAACAGGAGUCGGGCCUCUGGAGCUGUAACUGGAGUGGUGCUCCCACCUACUCUGAUGUUCAGCACACCGGGUCAGAUGAAAUACAACCAGCUGGUCAACGAGCCGUACCACUAGUAGGGCCUGUCUGACCGGGGGUGCGUUUCUCAAAAGUGUAGUUGUUAGCCAGAUAGCAACUUUGGUAUUUGCCAAUGGGUAAUUGCCAAUGGGUAAUUGCAUUGCAAACAACAAAGUAGCUAAUGUAGUUAGCAACUAUGGUUUUGAGAAAUUCUGUCCCCUGGACAUGCGUAGUGACGUGAGCCAUUUUAGGCACUCCAUUUUAAAGUUUGCACACGUAUACACUUGCCUACGUAUCCGAUACGACAACGCACAGCAUUGUAAUGCCCCGUCCAAGCAGACGGAGGGAUAGACCAAAUACAUACUGCUUUUGUUAAGGGAAUGCGUUUUGUUGCGUUUUGAAUGUGUUUUCUUUAUAUUUGCAAUUUGAGGAUGUAUAUUGUUUUACUACUGAUUUUUUUUAACUGUAUUUUGUGGCACGUCUUCAUUACCUAUCUUUCUUUAUGCUGGGUAUUUUACAAGUUGUUCUUUUAUCAGAAAAUAAGACUUGAGUACUUUAUAUGUCUGAAAUAAAACCACUGGAUUACA